GGGAGAACGGGAGCUUUGCGGAAAGAGCAGGAAGGAAGAUGGCGUUGCAAGAGGUAGCGGCUAUUUCGCUGCUGGGCCUUUGGUUGGUGGCCGCGCAGACAGGGCAGGUGCCCUUGCUGGCUUGGUCAAGUCACAGGUCCUUAUGGUCCCCCUUGGCAGUCCCGCAUGAGGGGCAUGUGGUGACAGAAACUCAGCUUGCAGCUCUGCUGGACUCAGCACUAGACAGCGGACCUCACAAUGUCCUGCUCUUCCUUCAGGAGAAACUCAGCAUCGAGGAUUUUACAGCCUAUGGUGGGGUUUUUGGGAACAAGCCAGACAGUGCCUUCCCCAACCUGGAGAAUGCACUAGGGGCUGCUUCCUCUUCCUUGGUUCUUCCUUCUGUGGACUGGUUUGCAGCCAGUGCUGUCCCAGCCUUUCUGAAAGCCAAGCUGGGCAUAUCACCUCUCCAUGUGGACCAGAACACCCUCCAGGAACUGCGGCUCAAUGCCACCCUACCUGCCCUGCUGUUGAUACGGCUGCCAUAUACCACCGGCUCUAGUCUCAUGGCCCCAAAAGAAGUUCUGACCAGCAACGAUGAGAUCCUGGGACAAGUUUUGAGUGCCCUUCAAUCAGAGGAUGUCCCAUAUACAGCCAUUCUGACUGCUCUGCAGCCUUCACGGGUUGUCCGGGAUGUGUCUGAUGUGGCCCCUGACAGGCUGGGUCGGCAGCUGCUUCAAGAAAAGACUACGGUUGCUCCUCUUCGUUUUCCUACAACCGGGGACCCAUCGAUACUCUUCUGGGCCAGUAACUUCUCAGUGGCUAUAAACGACACUUGGCACGACCUCACUAACCUCACAUUUGGGGAUGCUGCUGUUGUCAAGGUGGAGCAGUCACGUUGGAAUUACAGUUCUUCUAGCUUGGUCCUGGAAUAUCCAAACGUGGGUGGGCAGCCCUUGAGUAUCACAUUCCACAUGACAAACACCAGUUACAGAGUGUCUGCACGGUACUGGUUUACCCUCCACACUGUGGAGCUGGCCAGGCCCUCAGCCCCACCAGCAAUCUUCAAUGCCACCCAGGUCUCAGCACCCAGCAACUAUUCUUUCAGCUGUGCCCAUGUCAGCAGCCUGCCAGCCUCAGGGGCCAUCUUGGUGCCCAGCAGCAAUGCCAGUCACUGGAAAGUGCUGAUCACAAAUUUUCAGAUCCAGAGCUACAAUGUUACAGGCGAAAGGUUCUCCUAUGCCAGUGACUGUUCCGGCUUCUUUUCUCCUGGAAUCUGGAUGGGCUUGCUGACCUCCCUGCUUCUUGUUGCCAUUUUCACCUAUGGCCUCCAUAUGGUCAUGAGCCUCAAGACCAUGGACCGCUUUGAUGACCCCAAGGGGCCUACCAUCUCUGUGCCCCAGACAGAGUAGCCUCUACCCUACCCUUGGGAGCCUGCUGACCGUGCUGGGCUUCUUCUGUUCAUUCCAUCCACCAUCACAUCUCCUCCAUCCUUAGCCCGAUGCAUUAAAACCUUUUUGGUUCCUGUCCUUACUCUAUCUUCCUUCUGCUUCUUCCCUCACCCCAGAAGCUGCUUCCCCACUAACUUUCCCUGACUACUUCUUUCUCCUUCUAAUCCUUUCUAGCUUCCUCAACCUAUACCUUCCAUGGAGGCACACUAUAAAUAUGUGGGAGGUGUGGUUUUCCUACUGAAUGGAGGUGCAUUUCCUGCAUGUGUAGCAGUGUUGAGACUAACUGCACUGAAAUUUGCCGAGGACAAAUCUCUUCAGGGACAGGCUGUCAUCCCCCUUCAGUUUCCAGUGGGGUAAAAGCAGUCCCGCCUUGUAAUGUGAUGUACAUUCUCUCUGGGUUCCUUGUGCUGAAUGUCUUUUUAACUAGCUCCAGUCCUCAGAUCCCUUUAUUGCAGUGUUUCUGUUGUAUUCUAAGUGGUCCCCCCUCCCCUCCCCUCCCCUCCCCUCCCCUUAUUUAUUUUUGUGGUUCCUGUGAUUAAUUCUGUAUGCAGUGACUCAGUAUUUGGGAUUCCAUGCUGCUUUUGAUGGGAGUGGGAAGGAUUCCCUUCCUGUGAUCCCCUGCUGUUUCAUUAACUUGAAAGACGUGAAUAAAAAAGAUCAGUCUGUGUA
Molecule: messenger RNA, 2096 nt
Organism: Varanus komodoensis (Komodo dragon)
Lineage: Eukaryota; Metazoa; Chordata; Lepidosauria; Squamata; Varanidae
Gene: ATP6AP1
Product: ATPase H+ transporting accessory protein 1
Exons: 10
Coding region: 39-1388 (449 amino acids)
Cellular component (GO): proton-transporting V-type ATPase complex
Source: RefSeq, a predicted model, not a curated record